CAUAAGGUACUAUUUUUUUUUUUUUUGCCCCAUACAUAUCAAAACGACAUGUUUUGUUUCCCUUCCUCUGUACAAAGAAGAAGAAUGAGGGAAACCGUUGUUUGCAGCAUUGUACAAUAAUGAAGAUCGUGACGUACAACGUAAACGGAUUAAGGCCACGUAUACAACAAUACGGUUCACUUAAGAAGCUUCUAGAUUCACUUGAUGCUGAUAUUAUCUGUUUUCAAGAAACUAAGUUAUCCAAACACGAUCUUAGAGCUGAUUUGGUUCGUGCUGAGGGUUAUGAGUCUUUCUUCUCUUGUACUCGUACUCAUGAUCGUGGUCGCUCUGCUGGAUAUUCUGGUGUUGCAACCUUUUGCCGUGUAAAAUCUGCAUUCUUGAGCAAUGAGGUAGCUCUGCCCAUUUCUGCAGAAGAAGGCUUCACUGGUCUCCUCGCAACAUCUAAAGGAUAUGGACCUAGAAAGGAGGAGUCCCCUUCAAUAGCAGAAGGCCUUGAAUGCUUUUCUAGAGAUGAGCUUCUUAAGGUUGAUAGUGAGGGACGUUGUCUGAUCACUGAUCAUGGUCAUUUUGUUCUAUUCAAUUUAUAUGGGCCCAGAGCUGUUCAAGAUGACUCUGAGAGAAUCCAAUUUAAGCUCACAUUUUACAAGUUGUUAGAGAGAAGAUGGGAGUGCCUCCUGCUUCAGGGAAGGAGGAUCAUCAUUGUAGGUGAUCUCAAUAUUGCUCCUGCUGCCAUAGAUCGGUGCGAUGCAGAACCUGAUUUUGAAAAAAAUGGGUUCAGAAGAUGGUUUAGAUCAUUACUAGUGCAAAAUGGAGGGCGUCUCCUUGAUGUUUUUAGAGCAAAACAUCCUGAUAGAAAUGGAGCCUAUACUUGCUGGUCACAGAGUACCGGAGCCGAGGAAUUUAAUUUUGGUUCUAGGAUUGAUCACAUACUUAGUGCCGGAUCAUGCUUGCAUGAUGAGGAAAAUCAAGAAGGGCAUGACUUUGUGACUUGCCAUGUUGCAGAGUGUGAUAUAUUGAUGCAAUUUCAAAGGUGGAAACCUGGAAAUACGCCAAGAGGAUGCGUAAAUCACAAGAUAUCUACAUCUACAUUCCACAGGUGGAAAGGAGGGAGGAGCAUCAAAUUAGAAGGUUCUGAUCAUGUUCCAGUUUACACGAGUUUAGUAGAAAUCCCUGAAGUAAUGCAGCAUAGCACCCCGUCAUUAUCUACUAGAUAUCAUCCCCAGGUCUGCGGGAGUCAGCAAACUCUUGUGUCAAUGUUCACGAGAAGGCAAACAACGGAGCAAGUUAUUUCGGAGGAAAGUGAAAGCCCUCAGAUCCCAAGUCACGAAGAAUUUAUCUCAACUCCAGAGAAAUAUGAUAGUAGAGCUUCUCAUAUUAUGAUGAUUGGUUCUCAAAGAAAUACUAAUAUUCUGCCCGGCAUUGAGGCCAAGAAGAAAGCAAGGCACAGUCAGGGGUCUCAACUGACACUUAACUCAUUCUUCCAAAAACGCACACAUAGAAGUGAGACUUGUAGCAGCAGUUUUACCGGUUCUAAACUUUGUCAGACAGACAUCCCUUAUUCUCGGAUUGAGCCCAACGGAGUUCCUUCUGCUGAUGAUGAAAGUGGCGCUUCAAUUGAAAAUACUCAAAAGGAGUGCCAGCUAGAUGCAUGCGACACAGAUAAAGAGAAGAGGAAAGUGGCAUUACAGGAGUGGCAAAGGAUUCACCAAUUGAUGCAGAAUAGUGUACCUCUUUGUAAGGGCCAUCAAGAACCUUGUGUUCCUCGGGUCGUUAAAAAAGCAGGCCCCAAUCUGGGCCGCAGAUUUUAUGUCUGUGCUCGAGCUGAGGGACCUUCAUCAAAUCCAGAAGCAAAUUGUGGUUACUUCAAAUGGGCUGCAGUAUUAAAAUCUAAGGGAAAAGGAAAGUGAAAAUCUUUACUGCAUGUAUGUGACUACAUGAUAAUGAAGUUCAGGUUGGUUAAAAAAUUUGGAACAGGGAUCAUGUGUUUACAUGAUAAACCGCAAAAUCAAUAGAUUUAGUUUUGUUUUCGUGUCGUUAUUAGCUUAAAUUAUCUAACAUAAUUGUAGAUGUUUAUUUGGACGACAGAGAGUUUCUUUUCUUCUUGCUGUUGUAUUCUUUGACAUAAUUACUUUCCAAUUAGUCAUCUUCCUUCA
Molecule: messenger RNA, 2153 nt
Organism: Lycium ferocissimum
Lineage: Eukaryota; Viridiplantae; Streptophyta; Magnoliopsida; Solanales; Solanaceae
Product: DNA-(apurinic or apyrimidinic site) endonuclease 2
Exons: 9
Coding region: 120-1907 (595 amino acids)
Biological process (GO): base-excision repair
Cellular component (GO): nucleus
Molecular function (GO): DNA-(apurinic or apyrimidinic site) endonuclease activity; zinc ion binding; phosphoric diester hydrolase activity
Source: RefSeq, a predicted model, not a curated record